AUGAAAGCCCUUGGUGCAUAUAUUGAGCGCAAGGCAGACAGAAUCAAAUCAACACUUGCACCUUCCACUGUGACCGCAUCCACUGCUUCUACUGCUGUCCCGUUUCUUACCAAUGCACUGAGAACAUUGCACAACGGCGCACAGGUGUUCCCACCUCUGCAAGCAGCUAUUGAAGGUCUGCUGGCCUGUAUUGAGUGCAUAGAGCUUGAAGCAUUGCAGCAAACUUGA
Messenger RNA from Rhizoctonia solani, 228 nucleotides. RefSeq lists its product as uncharacterized. Lineage: Eukaryota; Fungi; Basidiomycota; Agaricomycetes; Cantharellales; Ceratobasidiaceae. The record is from RefSeq and is a predicted model, not a curated record. The coding region runs from base 1 to 228 and encodes 75 amino acids. The transcript is spliced from 2 exons.